Aureobasidium melanogenum CBS 110374 is the source of this 1782-nucleotide messenger RNA. RefSeq lists its product as uncharacterized. Lineage: Eukaryota; Fungi; Ascomycota; Dothideomycetes; Dothideales; Saccotheciaceae. The record is from RefSeq and is a predicted model, not a curated record. The coding region runs from base 1 to 1782 and encodes 593 amino acids. The transcript has a single exon.
AUGUGGCAGUUACCAGCCUCUGCUUUCUCCACUCAACACACUUCCCUCCCGCAAUAUCCAACCUUCUCUUCCCUUCCUCGACAGACUCUUCCUCAACCUCAUAUCCUUCCACACCCUCAUCCCAGCGACAUGACCUACACGACCAAAGAUACCCACAUGGCCGACAAGAUGGAGAUGAUCAGAAGACUGGCAACACUGGAGACAGAGUUGAGAAUCGAAAGAGAGCAGCAUGCAUUGGCUCAGCAGUGCAUCAGUUAUAUGGCACGCCAGCUCGUCGCACAAAACCAAAGAUCUGCUACGCCAUACCCGAGAGAAGAAACCAACUUCCACAGCAUAAGACUCGAGAGAUAUGAUUGUGCAGCUGAGCCCAGAAUCCAACCCGAAAUCGAGCAGAGAGCAGAACUGAGAAGUGAUGGACAAACAGGAGAUGUUGGAAAGCAAAAGGCCGAUACCGAGGAUCUGCUCACUCAGACUGACGAGGAAAUGCCAGUGGACUCUGUCCAUUCGCCCAGCCUGGUUCCUUUCAAGACACGUCCUGUGCCUGCCGGCCCCAGAACCGAACAGACGUUCAGGACCAAAUGCCUUGCGUUUCUGAAGCGAGAUGAAGUGACUCAAAAGCCAGUCGAUGUCAGCAAGGACACGGAUACAGAAGGUACACUUUUCACAUUCGAGAACAGUGGCGAUCUCUGCAGCGAAGAUCCUCGUCCGAGCGACGGCAGAAAUGCACAACCGCUUCCGGUCCUCGGUGCGCAGGAUGGGAGGAGACAUGAACAAUUUCUCACGCUCAAGAGCCUCUCGAACCGCUAUCAGGACAGCAAAAUCGCCGACAAUGGCAUCUUCGCAUCUAAUUGGGCUACGGCAGAGAAGAAAAUCAUCGAGCCAGAGGUGCAAGAAGACUUGAUGCAGUUUCCUGAAGCUGAUGAAGAAUUCGAGAACACUGUGGUCGAGGAGCCUGAAGUCUUGAUGAAGGAGCAGCUAGAAGAGGCGAACCAAAAGCACGCAGCAGAGCUUCGCAAGAACCAAGCACUGGUCAUGUACGAUCCAGCUCCCAGCGAUGACGCCUUCCGCACUGUACUCGUCACAGACAUACCCAAGGACGUACUGGAGGCAGAUGUGAUGCGUAUGGUCUCGGGAGGCAUCAUUGUCAAGGUGCAGUCGAUGGACACGACCUGGAUAACAAAGGGCAAGACGAUGAUGAUCACAUUCCUGGACGGCAAAGACGCCAGCAACUUCUUGAGAUCUGUGAAAGACAAAGUCGAGCCGAGGUUCAGUCUUCUCAAGAGCCCAAGCUAUCCCGUGCAUGGCUGGGUAUUCGACGACAUUGUUUACAACGGCGUCACACGUUGCUUGGCCAUCCACGGUCUGGGAGGAGACAUUACAAUGGCAGCACUCUGUGCGGCGACACGUCAGCGUGGGCUCAAAUGCGACAGCGUGCUCAAUGCUAGCAGAGACGAGCAGGGAGUGUGCCACCUGGAGUUUACGUCGGUAGCAGCAGCUCUGUCAGGUGUUUGGAUGCUCCAAGACAACCUGUUCAGACGCUUCACAAGGAUCAUACAUGAAGCAGAUCCGUGUGAUUGCAAAAUUCCCGACAUGAAAGCCGAAGAAGGGAUGGAGGAAGAGCGUGAGGUCGAUAUUUCCGAGGACGGCGAGGUCGAAGAAUUGGGAGAUGAAACCGAGGUCGAGAGUGAAACACAGGCAGGAGCAGAAUCGGAGUCGAAGACGUUGGAUGCAGAUGAAAGAGACGCAGAUGGCUGGCCUGUCGGAGGCUUGGAUUACGAUUAG